GUAUCCAACAUGGCGGCUGCGGCGACCCUGGCGAUGGCGGUGGAGCCCAUCAGAACAUAGUGGCUGGGAAGGGGGCACGGUCCGCACUCACGGUGGCGUCGGCAGAGACGACUGAGGGUGGUGGAGGGAAGAAAAGCGACGGAAAGCAAAAGGAAGGGCGGGCAGGCAAACAACUCGGCGUAGAACCGAGCGCCGGCUCGAGCGAAGGCACAGGGCCAGAACAGUGGGGAUGGCGGAGCCACGCAGAGUAGCGUUUAUUAGCCUGUCACCGGUGAGGCGGCGCGAGGCCGACUACCCGGGGGCCGAACGCGAGCCCGAGUACCCUCGCGAGCCCCCCCGGCUGGAGCCGCAGCCAUACCGCGAGCCGGCCCGGGCGGAGCAGCCGGCCCCGCGGGAGGCUGCCCCCCGGUCGGACGUGCAGCCCCCGCCGCGGGAGAAGCCGCUCCCCCAGCGCGAGGUCAGCCGCGCCGAGCCGCCCAUGUCGCUGCAGCGCGAGCCCCCGCGGCCCGAGCCGCCGCCGCCGCCGCUCCCUCAGCUGCACUUGCAGCCGCCCCCGCCGCGGGAGACGGCUUCCCGGGCCGAGCCGCAGCAGAGGCCGCCGAGGGAGACGGUGCGCCUGGAGCUGGUGCUCAAGGAUCCCACCGACGAGAGCUGCGUGGAGUUCAGUUACCCGGAGCUGCUGCUGUGCGGAGAACAACGGAAGAAGCCCAUUCACACAGAAGACCCAUUUAAUGACGAGCAGCAAGAGAGGCAAGAAGUGGAAAUGUUGGCUAAGAAGUUUGAAAUGAAAUAUGGUGGGAAACCCCGUAAACACCGGAAGGAUCGGCUACAAGAUUUAAUUGAUAUAGGCUUUGGCUAUGAUGAGACAGACCCAUUUAUUGAUAACUCAGAGGCUUAUGACGAAUUAGUUCCUGCUUCUCUAACAACAAAAUAUGGAGGCUUUUACAUCAACACUGGCACUCUGCAGUUUCGCCAAGCUUCAGAUACUGAAGAAGAAGAUAUUACAGACAACCAAAAGCACAAGCCCCCCAAAAUUCCCAAAAUAAAAGAAGAUGAUAUUGAGAUGAAGAAGCGGAAGAGGAAAGAGGAAGGGGAAAAGGAGAAGAAACCAAGGAAAAAAGUCCCCAAACAACUGGGAGUUGUGGCUCUAAAUUCACACAAGUCUGAAAAAAAGAAGAAACGUUAUAAAGAUUCUCUUUCUCUAGCUGCCAUGAUACGAAAAUUUCAGAAAGAGAAGGAUGCAUUGAAGAAGGAGCCUAACCCCAAAGUCCCAGUGAACUUAACGACGUCCUCUCUGAAUAAGACCCCCUCCACUGCCGUAGCAUUGGGAAGUGAUGUCUCGGACUUAAAUCUGAACACUGCUGAUCCAGACCUCCCCAUUUUUGUUGGCACAAAUGAACAUGAACUAUUUCGGGAAGCUGAAAAUGCCCUAGAAAUGCUAGAUGAUUUCGACUUUGACAGAUUACUGGAUGCUGCUUCUGAUGGUAGCCCCCUCUCUGAGUCAGGGGGAGAGAAUGGAAACACCACCCAGCCAACCUAUGCCUCUCAGGUUAUGCCCAAGGUGGUGCCUACACUCCCAGAGGGUCUGCCUGUCCUUCUUGAAAAACGCAUCGAAGACCUCCGUGUAGCUGCCAAACUUUUUGAUGAAGAAGGAAGGAAAAAAUUCUUUACACAGGAUAUGAAUAAUAUUCUUCUGGACAUUGAGUUACAGCUACAGGAAUUAGGCCCUGUCAUUCGUAGUGGUGUCUACUCCCAUCUUGAAGCUUUUGUGCCAUGCAAUAAAGAAACACUGGUGAAACGUCUAAAGAAGUUACAUCUCAACGUCCAGGAUGAUCGUUUAAGAGAACCUCUGCAAAAACUGAAACUGGCUGUUAGCAACGUCAUGCCUGAACAGCUAUUUAAAUACCAGGAGGACUGCCAAGCUCGCAGUCAAGCUAAGUGUGCCAAGUUGCAGACAGACGAAGAACGAGAGAAAAAUGGAUCCGAGGAAGAUGAUGAUGAGAAACCGGGGAAGCGUGUCAUAGGACCAAGAAAGAAAUUCCACUGGAAUGACACCAUCAGAACUUUGUUAUGUAACCUUGUUGAGAUCAAAUUGGGAUGCUAUGAGUUAGAGCCAAAUAAAAGCCAGUCCGCUGAGGAUUAUCUUAAAUCCUUUAUGGAGACAGAGGUGAAACCAUUGUGGCCUAAGGGCUGGAUGCAGGCAAGAAUGCUUUUUAAGGAAAGUCGGAGUGUACAUAAUCAUCUUACUUCUGCUCCGGCAAAGAAAAAGGUGAUUCCUGCACCUAAACCCAAAGUGAAGGAGUGUAGUCCAAAAAAGGACCAGAAAACUCCUGCAUCCUUGGUGGCUUCAGUUGGUGGUCCUUCAACGAGCUCUAGCACAUCUGCUGUGGCCUCUACCAGUUCUAGCUCUACACCAGCCCAGGAGACCAUCUGCCUUGAUGACUCACUAGACGAAGACCUUUCUUUCCAUCCACCUGCACUGGAUCUUGUUUCUGAAGCUUUAGCUGUUAUCAACAAUGGGAACAAGGGCCCUCCGGCUGGCUCAAGGAUAAGCAUGCCAACUGCAAAGCCUCGUCCAGGACUGAGAGAAGAAAAGUUAGCAAGUAUCAUGAGUAAGCUGCCAUUGGCUGCUCCUAAAAAACUAGAUUCUUCUCAGACUGCACAUUCAUCAAGUCUUAUUGCUGGUCACACAGGGCCGGUACCAAAGAAACCCCAGGAUUUAGCUCAUACUGGCAUCUCUUCAGGCCUUAUUGCUGGUUCUUCAAUUCAGAACCCUAAAGUUUCCUUGGAACCUUUGCCAGCCAGGCUGCUUCAACAAGGACUACAGAGGUCGAGUCAGAUUCAUGCUUCUUCCUCUUCACAGACCCAUGUUUCCUCUUCUUCCCAAGCCCAAGUUGCUGCCUCCUCUCACGCUCUGGGAACAUCAGAGGCCCAAGACGCUUCUUCGUUAACACAAGUAACAAAGGUGCACCAGCAUUCAGCUGUCCAACAAAACUAUGUGUCUCCAUUACAAGCAACCAUUAGUAAAUCACAGACCAACCCAGUGGUGAAAUUAAGUAAUAAUCCCCAACUUUCCUGUUCAUCCCCGCUUAUUAAGACUUCGGAUAAGCCACUUAUGUACCGCCUUCCCUUAUCUACUCCCUCACCCGGAAAUGGUUCUCAAGGGUCCCACCCCCUGGUUUCUAGGACAGUACCUAGCACCACUACCUCCAGUAACUAUUUAGCCAAGGCUAUGGUGUCACAGAUGUCCACGCAGGGUUUCAAAUCUCCCUUCUCAAUGGCUGCAUCCCCCAAACUUGCCGCAUCUCCAAAACCUGCCACAUCUCCUAAACCCUUGCCCUCACCUAAGCCUUCUGCCUCAUCCAAGCCCUCUGUGUCCACUAAGCCUUCAGUAUCAACUAAACUUAUUUCUAAAUCCAACCCAACUCCCAAGCCUCCUGUACCCCCAAGCUCUUCCAGUCCAAAUGCACUAGUAGCCCAGAGCAGCCACUCCAGCAGUAACAACCCAGUCCAUAAACAGCCCAGUGGGAUAAACCUCAGCAGACAGUCUCCCACCUUGAAUUUGCUGCCCUCCAGUCGUACUUCAGGCCUUCCAUCCACAAAAAAUCUUCAGGCCCCUUCAAAGCUAACAAAUUCCUCACCCACUGGAACUGUUGGGAAGAAUAGCUUGAGUGGAAUUGCAGUGAAUGUACCUGCCAGCAGAGGUAGCAACCUUAACUCAAGCGGAGCCAAUAGGACUAGUCUCUCUGGGGGAACAGGAAGUGGAACACAGGGUGCUACUAAACCGUUGUCUACUCCACAUAGACCAUCCUCUGCCUCAGGGUCUUCAGUGGUAACCGCCAGUGUGCAGUCCACAGCAGGAGCAUCAUUAUUGGCUAAUGCCUCACCUCUGACUCUCAUGACAUCACCUUUGUCUGUAACAAAUCAAAAUGUGACUCCUUUUGGGAUGCUGGGUGGCCUUGUUCCAGUGACCAUGCCCUUCCAGUUUCCCUUGGAGCUACUUGGCUUUGGAACGGACACAGCUGGAGUGACAACCACCUCGGGAUCUACCUCAGCCGCUUUCCACCAUAGCCUAACUCAGAAUUUACUAAAGGGUUUACAGCCAGGAGCUCAGCAUGCAGCAACACUUUCCCACUCACCUCUGCCUACACAUUUACAGCAAACAUUCAAUGAUGGAGGCCAAAGUAAAGGGGACACUAAAUUACCACGGAAAUCUCAGUGACUUCCCAGCGAGCAAUGGAGAUGAGACACUCAGCUGGCUGAUGGAAUCUACCUGAUGGGAAAGUACUCAUGUGGUCAUAGGGCUGCUGUUCUGUCGAUGUUUACAUUCUCUCGUCCCAAGCACUGUGUUUCACCAGAAACCCCAAAGGCUGAGAACAAAACCAUAGGCGCCAAUCUGUCCACAUUCUAAAGGGAGGAGGAGCCAGAUCACCUAUGCACCCACCCUAAGAGGUUGUGAAAUGGACCCCCGGGGAAGCACUAGCUCAAUACUGGGAAGGAUUAGCUCAGCAUCCACCUCAGGCUAUGGAAGAGAAUGUGAGAGGAUUUCUUUGGAAGUAGCUGUCUGUAUGCUUGGCCGUUUCCCCUUCUCCCCAAGCAGGGGAGGGUGGGGGGUGCUCCCUCUUUGCUUCAUGCCAAAUGAGGGGGCGCUUCAAGAGGACCACCUGGGGAGUUUGAUACAGCCUGCGGAGUUUCAGGAACAAAGGGACUGGUGUCUGACUUCUUCCUAAAGUCUGAAGACAAACUGUCGGUGGCUAGCUCCUUGAGAAGACAGAAGAGGAGAGAAGACUGCGCUCCAAAUGGCUUGCACGCCCCAAGUUCCUGGGUUCCCGAAGGCUUGCUGUGCUUCUUGAGAGAGGCAGGCAGGUUUGGCCAUUUCAAGAAGGAGUCCAGCCAAAGGGAACACCUGGAGGGAGGAGAUGACAUCAGUGGCAGGGAGGCUGCUGGAGACCGAGGGGCUGGGGCUGGCACCCUAAGGAACUAGAGACGGCAUGGCCCACAGGGGGACGACAGGUGCGAGAUCCCCAGUGAUGGAUGGAGACUCGAGAACCCGUGAGGAAGCGCCUGUGGGACAAGCAGCCAUGGCUUCUUCUACUCCCAGGGGACACCGGCGCCAGCUUACAACUCAGCCACUCACGUGAGACUUACCCCCUCUCCUUCCCCUGCGGCCACACGAGAGCAGGCCCGGAACAGCCACGAGUGGGAAGAGGUCCUGUGUGAGAAAUCAAAAUGACGCUGACCGUGACCCCCGUUCUCCCUCAGAUUUCCGGGCCGGGGAAGGGAAGAAGUUUUAAAAUUAACUGACAUUUGAAGUUUUGAUCGAUCACUCCAAGAGACUUGUUGAUAGCCAGAACAAGAGACUAUUUAUUUCUCAAAUGAUGAUGAUGACAACUCUUUGGCCUGUUACUUUGCAGAGACUGGAAAAGCUGUAAAUUUCAUCCAGGCACACGGGAGACCAAACCAUGACCUCAGGUUUGUCGGGGCAUUCACGAGAAAACAAAGUUACUUUCUUUUUACACAAGUCUGGCUUGUUCCAGGAACAGGUUGCCUUUGAAGAGGUGACCAGCCGAUCAGGGGGAUGGAGACGAGAUGUUGGCCAGGUCCUCCAGCCCUCGAGGCUCAUUUUCCAGCCGACGGCAGUCUCACCUUGUCAGUGAGGAGUCUUAUUGGGUAAAGUCUGGGGUUUUAAUGUUUUACAGACUGGACUUUUUUUUUUCCAAACCAAAGAAAAACCGCCAAUUGUCCUGUUAUCUCUUGGAAGAGCUGCAUGAACUGCCGCCGAUCUCAUGCUGGAAAGGAAGCCUUCAGGCAGGAGGUCCGCAAGCAGCAGGGGUUGAGAGGGAUACAUCGCGGCUCUCUCUGCCUGCAUCUACGGGUCAGCUCGCCUGUUAACAGUCACAUUUGCUCCUGAGUAUUAUAAUGUACUGAGCUGAUAUGCUACAGGAUGUCAUCAGUUAGGUUACUUGGAUGAAAAGUAAUACCUUUACAUGGAAGAAACUAUUACGUAAUGCAAAGUAGUCAUGAAAAUCCCGUACGCCACAAAGAGACCGAGUGAUUCGCUUGCUGCAAAGUAUCUACCAGAGUGGCCAAACUUAAAAAUGGCUAUUUUUCAUUUACAGAAGUGUUUCUCAAUUGCUCUCCUUUUCUGUGACGAGAGGAGGCUAUCAGGAGUGUGCUGCCCAUGAGGUCUGCAGUCUGUUUUUUGACAGCCCGCACUCAUUUCCAUAUCCCUCUGUGUCAUGCUGUCUCUGUGUCACAGGGACUGGACUUACGGGAACUACAUCUCCCAAACUCCUUUGCCUUCCAGGGUCUGGAUGUCAUUUCUUUCUGCCAGGGUAUUCAUGUGAGAUUUUUGUAGGUGGGAGGAGAAAGUGGUGUUAUUUUUUUCUCUGGCAGCACCUUGCAAAGUGGGUAGGUCCCGGGAGAGCUGAAGCUCCGCCCCAGCCUCUAGGUGACCUGUCAGCCGGCGCGUCAGUACUCGGCUCAGCUCUGAUGAGCAAAGGGGGCGCCCUGCAUUCUUCUGACCUGGGUGACGGCAGCGACCUUCUAGUGACUGCUUAGAACUGCUGAACGUUAGUGGCAACUUCCCCAAACUCCGGCAGUCCUUCCCACAGUGCCGCAAGCAUCCCAGUGCCCUGCACUCAGUUCCUGUUUGCUUGAACAGCCUGCAGUGGGUUCUCUCUUGGUGACUGACCCCUGAUGGUCACGGCGCCUACCUAGCUGAUAUUGUGAGAGAAACGAACAUGCCUAAUGGGUCUCGUUGAGUUAAAAGUAAGUGUUUAAAGUGAUGAAUGAGGCCCUGACUGCCUCUUUAAAAGAAAUUCAUGCUAUGAAGAGAGAAAUUUAAGAAUCGAUCUUGAGAAAUAUUUAUCACUAUGUGAUUCUGUGGCCCCAAAUAAUGUGUUAAACCAACAUUUUCAAAAUAUUGAAACGUAUUGAAUUGCAUUGUUUUCAAUAAAGGAAACAAUAAUCUUUCUUUACUGAGAGAAGUUAGGACGUUUUUUACUGUUAAUAAAUAAAAUAAAAAUAUUUUCCAAA
Molecule: messenger RNA, 7038 nt
Organism: Herpailurus yagouaroundi (jaguarundi)
Lineage: Eukaryota; Metazoa; Chordata; Mammalia; Carnivora; Felidae
Gene: UBN2
Product: ubinuclein 2
Exons: 18
Coding region: 230-4222 (1330 amino acids)
Biological process (GO): chromatin organization
Cellular component (GO): nucleus
Source: RefSeq, a predicted model, not a curated record